Messenger RNA from Carassius auratus (goldfish), 1028 nucleotides. It is a transcript of the gene cimip5, whose product is annotated as ciliary microtubule inner protein 5. The transcript has 3 exons. Lineage: Eukaryota; Metazoa; Chordata; Actinopteri; Cypriniformes; Cyprinidae. Bases 354 to 824 code for a protein of 156 amino acids. The record is from RefSeq and is a predicted model, not a curated record.
UACUAAUUUGUUCUCAUAGUUGCAGCGGAUGUCUCGCCUCCUCGUGAAUAAACAAAAGCUUUGAGAGAGUAUCCCAGCAUCGCCCGGCUGUCUCCCGGGGAAACAUCCCGGGUAAACAAGAGCCAAUCUCUCCUCGCACCCGGGCGACAGCAGCAGCAGCUCGCGUGUUGUGAUUGCUGAAACUGGCGCGCGCGACACGUCCAUCCACUUCAGAGCAAGACAGGGAGGUUUGCUAAAAAUAAAAUACCUUACAUUGAGGCAGCAGUUUAAGCCAAGUGGUUAAAUAGAUAAAAAUGGACUUUACAGUGGCUUAAAUAUAUUUGUGUUUGACUGACGAGCUCAAGGACUAAGUGAUGGAUAGAAAAGUAAACUCACGGCGCGCUACUUCAGCUGGGUACCGUUUACCGGAUCGACCGAAUGGUCCUCUCGCUUCUCAGUCCUCGGUCUUAGUCUUCAAGCAUUCAGCAGUCAGGACACGAAACACCGGUGAGAAACCGGCGCAGGACGAUGAUACCCGAGAUCCGGUAAAGCAGGACCAGGUUUGGAGAGAGUUUGUGCUCGCAGAGCGAACCGGUGUGAAAGAAUGGGAGAAGAACUGGAGUUUCCUGAUGAACUUUGACCAACUUGGUCAUCCACGUACAGAAGCUCCUCUUCCCAGCUCUCUGUCUUUAUACUCAGACAGAGUCCCAAACACCACUAACCAAAUGUUCGGCAGUGGCCUGUAUACUGAGCUAGGCAAAGAGCUGAUUCGCCUGGACAAUCUGCUAACCCUGACAGCGAACCACCGCAAGGCCAAAAGGAAUCCAGAGAUGCACCCCUGCUGAGGUUCACCAGGCACAGGAUAUGCUCAAAACACCCUCUAGUGUAGUAGCUGAGAUUAGUCUCUAUACUUUCCCUUGGGUUUUUCUGUUUGUCUUACCUUUACCUAUAUACUUAGACAAACUUAAAGGGAUAGCUCACCCAAAUAUUAAAAUUAUGUCAUUAAUGACUCACCCUCAUGUCGUUCCAAACCAGUAUGACCUCCGUUU